AGUGUAGUGUUGCUGUUUGGCCUGUAGUGGGCAACGACGGUCAUUUAAGGACUGCGCAACAGUAAAAGAUAAAGACGAAGAAGAGACACACCGGAAACUAUGACAAGAUGGCGGACAGUGACAACAGUCGUGACGCCGGACAGCCGUCGGAUCCGGACGCAGAAGCUCCUAAGCUGUCCGAGCUGCUGGACCGCGGGUGGAAGGUGUUUGAGGAGGUGGACAGCACCAACGAGCCGCUGGGCUCCACCAGCGUCCAGGCGAAGGUGAAGCGCGGCGUCGCCAUGCUGGAGGAGGCGUCCGGAAUGGCGGCUCAGCUCCACCUGUUCAGCCGGAACGAGGAGCUGGAGGAGGUAGCCACGGCGGACCUAAAGUACCUGCUGCUGCCCGCGCUGCUCGGGGCUCUGAGCAUGAAGCAGACCAGCAGAGAGAAGCGGCUGGACUCCGUCCGGGCCGCCCGGGCCUACUUCAUGGACUUCCUGAGGAGGUGUAAAGAGUAUCACGUGUCACACUUUCAGCUGCCGCCGUCGGCGGAGGACGGCAGUGGUGUCGACGCUGCUGCGGAAGAUGGAGCCUCUGUCUCCAAGACUGUCCACCGCCCAUCAGACCUGGUCGCUCAGGCAGCACAGAGACAAGCUAAGAUCGAGCGGUACCGUCAGAAGAAGGAGCUGGAAGCCCGACUGUCUGAUGUCCGACGAGCCGUAGACAGCGGACAGGCCGACGACGAAGUCAGCAGAGAGUUUUACCUUCUGACCGUGCGGAGAUGGGUCACCGUCUGUCUGGAGGAGAUGGAGAGUAUCGACCAGGAGGUGGAGAUUCUCAGUAAAAUGGAUAUUCUGAAGCAGAGUGCUGGCAAGCAUCCGGCAAGGCCAGUGAGGCCUCCCAUGAAACCAUUCAUCCUCACCAAGGACGCUGUGCAGGCUCAGGUUUUUGGGGCUGGUUAUCCGAGCCUUCCCACCAUGACGGUAGACGACUGGUAUGAGCAGCAUCGGAAACGCGGAGCACUGCCUGACCAGGGGGUCCCCAGCAGGGUCGCCGUGGACGACGACACUGACCCCCAGGAGAGGGAAGAAGAAGAAAAAGAGAGACGACUUGAACAAGACGACGAGGAGUCGCUGCUGAGAGCCAGGAACUGGGACGACUAUAAAGACACUCAUCACAGAGGCUAUGGAAACCGUCACAACAUGGGCUAACCACAUGGUCCUGCACAGCUGAUGUCAUCAUUGAUGUCAGUCAUGUCAGUCAUCUGUUGAGUCUUAAUAAAAGUCUGUAGUUUGUCUGGAUUGAAUGGAACCGCAUUGUGAUCCCUGUGUUCCCUCACACUGUCAGGACACAUUCCUGUGUGAUCCACUGUACAGUGAGAAGCUCCACUGUACAGUGAAGAUCCACUGUACAGAGAGAAGCUCCACUGUACAGAGAUGAUCCACCGACAGAGAAGAUCCACUGUACAGUCAUUCAGUGUCUGAUCUCAACUUCAAUCAUCGACAAGUAUUGGAGACUUAUUUCCAUACACUUCCCAGAAAGCAUUGCAUUAAGGGUAAACUUCCCUUAAUUCUUUUUUCUAAUAUGAAGAGUUCCAUGACGGGUUGUUUAUAUUUAGUCUCAGACGAUCUUUGUGUCACAUAUCAAAGUUACCUACUAAUUUGAUUAAUAACUCAUUAGCAUGACUCAUGCGACUGUAUGAGCUCCAGCCUUUUAGCUUCUAGAGGGACGCCUGCAGUUUUCAUGUUCCAAUGAACAGAGGCUGAAUCGACGCAUCUGACAAUAUUUUUUUUUCUCCAUUAUUCCCUGAAGCUUAAGGGAACAUUCACUCAGUGACUUAAGGGAUAGUGAGUCGCUGUAAUGCUUUUUUAUGUUCUGUCUAUUUUAAAACAUGUCAAUACAAAGUUCUCUUGCUGGGGACAGUUGAACUUUCCAUUAUGAUAAAUUGUUCCUUCGAGUCUUUGACUUCAAACUGUGUUGCCCCCGCUUCCUCUCAACCUUUACACCUAACAAUAAAGAGAUGAUACAGUAAAAUUA
Molecule: messenger RNA, 2016 nt
Organism: Scophthalmus maximus (turbot)
Lineage: Eukaryota; Metazoa; Chordata; Actinopteri; Pleuronectiformes; Scophthalmidae
Gene: igbp1
Product: immunoglobulin (CD79A) binding protein 1
Exons: 3
Coding region: 108-1190 (360 amino acids)
Biological process (GO): regulation of dephosphorylation; regulation of signal transduction
Cellular component (GO): cytosol
Molecular function (GO): protein phosphatase 2A binding
Source: RefSeq, a predicted model, not a curated record